CAAGGAUUAAGGAUUAAAAAACGAGAAAGAAGAUACCGAUUUUACUCAAAAAGCGGAGAGCUACGUAUCUAGGGUUUACUAGAUCAUGUAAGUUUAAAUCCAGCUUCUUUGUCCGAUUUUUUUGAGCAACCGGCGGUUUGCAGGUGGUCUCGUUUGGUACGAAGUAGCGCACAAGGGCUGGGGCACACAACCUUUUGGCGAGAAGAAAGGUGCGAGGAAAUGUAGAGAGGAAGGCGUAGAAAUGGAGUUCCAACAAAGUCCUUCAAACGGUGGUUCAAACGGGACGUUGGAGGCUAUUCAUGAGCAGUGUGAGAUCAUGCAAUUGGCUAACGAGUAUGGUCAAAUGAAGAUGGAGGAAGAGGAUGAGUUCCUACUGGUGGAGGCUACGGCUCCUGAUACUACAGAUGUGGGUUUCUCUUUAGUAUGGCCAAUCACAUCCGAAAAGUCGGCCUUUGAAAAAGUUUUUUUUUUGCAAACGGAUGAAGGGGUUAAUUUAUGUGUCGAUUUUUGCUAUGAAGAACUGCCUAGCUCUUGUUUUGCAUGUGGGAUUAUUGGACAUCCCGGAAGGUAUUGCCCUCGCUAUCCUGAGGGUGGUGGGAAGAGUGGAGGACUUCCUCUUGGACCAAGGCUUAGGGCUUCAAAAGGAAGAGCACACGUAGGAGGAAAUAAGUGACUAGUUCCUGCUGAAAAGGGAGAUAAAGAUGCUGAAGAAAGAGUCACUAUGUCAGACAUGGAGGACCACGACGGUGGGAUGAAGGGACAAUAACAAAACAUUGCAUGAGAUAAGACCGAGCAGAAACAAAGGAGGAUUGAUCAAGGGGAGGAAGAACCACAACAAUGUGAUAAGGAGGUGGAGCAGAGGACGCCAAAAAAUGGGAAGGAGGCGAACUGCAGUGCUACAGUUCGCCUAUCACACAACUGAAGAUCGGGCAGGAAGACGAGGAGGUGAUGGGAGCGAGAGAGCUCCAUCAGCUGAAAUUUAUUUACUUUUUUUUUUUGCAAUUUAGACUCGUUUCUAGCUUUUGUUUUGUUUUUAUUUUUUCAAACAAUAAGGGUGGAUGGCUCGUGGUUUGUUUUAUUUUAGUAGGUAGAUUUCGUUUGGAAAGCAAUCAGGCUGAUUCAGCCGCUAAAAGACUCGAAGCUUUCACUUGCUAGCGAUUAAUCUCGCUCCUUAGAGAUGAACUACUCUAUGUCUGAUCAGGGUGUGAGGAGGCCGAUGAACUUUCGAUUAUUCUUGGUUUGAAGGAAGUUGAGAUUUUGGAUA
Molecule: messenger RNA, 1264 nt
Organism: Cuscuta europaea
Lineage: Eukaryota; Viridiplantae; Streptophyta; Magnoliopsida; Solanales; Convolvulaceae
Source: the annotation of a GenBank genome assembly